AUGGCGACUACUUUCCCCACAACCCUUUAUCCUUCUUCCCUAGAGUUAACCAUCUCCAUGCCUGGCUUUGCUUCUUCUUCUUCUACUGCGGUGAGGGAUUUUGACAUUAAUCAAGUUCCCUCGGGAGGAGAAGAACAUCGUGAAUACAGUGUGGACGAUGAUGAUGAAAGCAACGGACCGAUGAGGAAGAAGCUCCGACUGAGCAAGGAGCAGACUCACAUUCUAGAAGACAGUUUCCGACAGAAUCAAACCUUAAACCCUAAGCAAAAGGAGUCAUUGGCGUUAAAGUUGAAGCUGAAGCCAAGGCAAGUGGAAGUCUGGUUUCAAAACAGGAGAGCCAGGAGUAAGCUGAAACAGACUGAGAUGGAGUGUGUGUACUUAAAGAGGUGGUUCGGGUCUCUAACCGAACAGAACAAAAGGCUUCAGAAGGAGGUGGAGGAGUUGCGAGCCCUGAGGGCAGUGGGCCCAUCCAAUGGUCGCGAACCGAUGUUAACUGCCACCCUAUCCAUGUGCCCCCGAUGCGAGCGGGUGACAACCACCACUUCCUCUGUCACUCCAGUUCCAGUUGACAGAGGAAAUGGGGUCCACUUCACCACAACCGCAAAAGUGCCACCUAGGUUUCCGACACAACAUCCUUCAGCUGCUUGUUAA
Impatiens glandulifera is the source of this 651-nucleotide messenger RNA. RefSeq names its product homeobox-leucine zipper protein HOX3. The record is from RefSeq and is a predicted model, not a curated record. Bases 1 to 651 code for a protein of 216 amino acids. NCBI's taxonomy places the organism in Eukaryota, Viridiplantae, Streptophyta, Magnoliopsida, Ericales, Balsaminaceae. The transcript has 4 exons. Gene Ontology annotation, biological process: regulation of DNA-templated transcription. Gene Ontology annotation, molecular function: DNA-binding transcription factor activity, RNA polymerase II-specific; sequence-specific DNA binding.